Annulohypoxylon maeteangense is the source of this 4116-nucleotide messenger RNA. RefSeq lists its product as uncharacterized. Lineage: Eukaryota; Fungi; Ascomycota; Sordariomycetes; Xylariales; Hypoxylaceae. Bases 1 to 4116 code for a protein of 1371 amino acids. Gene Ontology annotation, cellular component: pericentric heterochromatin. The record is from RefSeq and is a predicted model, not a curated record. Gene Ontology annotation, molecular function: chromatin binding. The transcript has 2 exons. Gene Ontology annotation, biological process: negative regulation of transcription by RNA polymerase II; chromatin organization.
AUGGCGUCCCCUCCAUCUCACCCGUCAACGUCUUCUGAGACUCAUGGGAUCGAUGAUAUGGACGACAUCUCCUUAAAUUCUACUGACCAUGAGGGCGACAGUUAUGAGGAUGAUAAGGAGUGGGUUGUUGAAGAUGUGUAUGCUGAGAGACCACACCUUGACAAACCUGGCGAGUUACAAUAUUUGAUUAAGUGGGAGGGCUUCCCAUUAGAUGAAUGUACUUGGGAACCUAUAGAACACUUAGGGCCAGGUCUUCUUACCGACUGGGAAGAGACAAAGGAGAAAAUCAAGGCCGGUAUCCGACUGCCAUUUGACGUCGAAAGAUAUAAUCAGGCUUACAGAGAAAAGGAGGAGAGGAAGAGGAGACGGAAUGCUAAGCGGAAGCGUCUCGGUUUGCUACCGCCUUUACUACCGCCCACCCCAGAACCUCCCGAAACGCCUACCCUACGCAGCCUAGAGGACUCCCCCACUAUGGUAUCUAAAGAUGAACCAGCUCUUAACGAAGGAGCCCAGGAUGCGGAUGGCAUCAAACCAAGUCUUAUAAUCCCCGAGACGAGACCGCCAGAUGUACCAAAACAGAAGGUUCCUAAAACUGUACCCUCCGAAAAGUCUAGAGUGGAUGUAAAUGGAACUCCCAAGGCAAAUAAAAAGAAGCAACCACGACAGCCCACACCUGUAUCAUCGUCUAAAUCACCACCCAUCCCAAACCAGGCAAAGCGAAGAGCCUCGAGCGACGCAACAACCAACACCACCAAAACCGGAUACCAAGGAACUGCGAGAAAGUCCAGCGGGAGCGCGAGUACAGAAUCGUCUAAAGCCGCUAAAAACAAGACUUCCUCUCAAAAUCCACCAGCUUCAGUACCUAAACCCUCGCCAGGGAUGCCUCCUAGAAUUAUGUCUAGUCUAGCAAACAAAUUUGGUGUGAAGAAGCAUACAGCAACACGUACAAGACCCCAACCAACCGCACCGCCAAAAAGAACAAAAAAUGUUUUUGUUGGAGGCAAAGAACGUAGGAAGAGGGCGAGCCUGAAUGAUGUUAUGGAUGAUCCGUCCAAGGCCCCAAAAGCCUUCAGUUCAAUGCAUGUUAUGAACAUCGCUAAGAAACGAGGACUUGAGAGAAAUGAUGGAGCUCCUCCUAGCCUCUCUUCAAUUCCGCCAAGCUUUAUUGUAACCAAUAAUCGGAACUCCAUACCUACUGCAGACCAGGCGAAGGCAAAUGUGCCUUCUGCGCCGCCAGAACCGCCUCCCCUUGUCCAAAGCCCGACGACGAUAUCACCAACUAGCGCGACUAAUGCUUUACCGAUUCCGAAGGCGAGGAAGUCUGUGCGUUUUACUGAAGCGCAAGACUUCGUGCCGGAAGAUACACCGAUGACUGACGCUACGACCAACAUAGUUGACUACGCUGUCGGUGGGCAAGAUGAUAUGAAGCGUCCUCCGGAAAGCCCAGUAUCAGCUAAAGCUCUUGCGUCACCUAGAAAACUCUCAUUAGCUACUUACCAGGAGAGGAGUCAGGUACAAGUUGUUGCUAAGACAGCCGUGUUCGGAAAGCCUGGAUCUGAAUCAAUCCGGGUUGUAUUCAGUGGUAUUCCUCGUCAGCCUCAGCAAUGGCUGUCGGCUUUUGUUGCUCUGGAAACCCUGAACUUCAACUCAAUUUGUACUUCCUAUAAUUUUAUCCCUUACAAAUCUGAUCUGGUGCAAGAGACGCUAUCCACCGGCGCUAUCGAGACCAAUUCAGGCGAGAUUAAAUCCGCCUUAGCCAAUAUAGCCGAACAUCUCCGCCGAAGCUCAUAUGGGAGCCACCUGGUGACUGAACACUUCUCAAUUAUUGUCUAUCCUUCGAACUGCAGUGCAUGGGAUGGACUCGAUAUUGACAAAAACAAUUCCGAAUCACCAUUGCGGCAUAUGAUUUACAGAUCACCGGUCGACGCAAGGCUUUAUCCUCCAGUAUCAAUUCCUCGUGCUCCAGCCCGCCUAAGCGAUAUAAAGGCAGAGUCGCAUUGUAGGGUACUCAGCGAACGUUUGUUUGGGCUAGAAAUGUCCCAAUUUAUUCCACAGGAACCAAAACAAAAAGAUAAGCAAGUGUUCAUGUUAUUGUUUCCGAAAAGGGAGGCUCAGGUGUGCAAUUUCGUCAAGCUUUGGCUCCGUUCUUGCCAGCCAGACUGUCGGAUCUUCUCCAAUGAAAUUAAGGAUAGUUGGGCUAAAUUCCAUGAAACUGUGAGAGCUGGGGCGGCGGGCACUAUUAUCCUUCACGAGGAUGUAAGUGUCGCCAUUCGACAGCUGCCGCGUUUGUCUCUACUAUUCCAAAACAGACGUUGCUACACAUUUUGGGACCUCGCUACCGGCCAAUAUAGCGUACCGAGAUUCCCAUCAUAUGGAGACGCAGCGAUCGGGCCCGGGACACUUCAAAUGACACGGCUGUUCCCCUCCGGUCGGGCGUUCUUAAUCACACCGAGUUUCGCACUUUCUGAUCCAGUAAGACUCUGCCAAUUCCUCGAAUGGUUCAGGAAUUAUUGCGUCAAUCCUCACUACCUGAUAAUGGCAUGUGCGGAUUUCCCCAACUACUUGAAAGCCAUCACGUUAGAGAAGGCGAAGGAACACGAAACGAUCUACUCGACACGCCGAAAUGAUCCUAGGCGCGAGGAAAUGAUGACAGAACUUGGCCUGAGUAGAGCCGAUCUUGAGGCGAGGUUCCGAUCAUGGGAGGUCUUGAAGGAUAUCAUGGACAACUUCGGAGACGAAGAAGCCAGUGAAGAUAUACGGAAGGUGCAUUGGAUCACGGACCUCAUCGACCCCAAUGAUGAACAGAGCCUAGUCAACUGGUUUUGCUGGUGGUCGACUCUAAAGUGCGAUCAAUAUCGCAAGUUUACUGUACUCGGUUCGAGUAACCAUAAAAACAGAGCGGCGUACAGGAACAUAGAAAUACCUGUAUACACUGCAGAAACGGUAGGCGACCCUGACAUCGCUUUGAUUUCUGAAGGUAAACGUCGUCGGGCAGAAGAGGCUGCCUCAACCACAGAGCACGUUGGAGCAAUUGAUCAAGAUACUCCUAUGAGUCCCGGCCACACAAAUACCGGAUUUACUCCAGCCACGCCCGCCUCUCGCACAUUCAAUGAAUUCAAGAGUGAUAUAUUCAAAAAUGAUAGCGCUAGUGAAAUACGCUAUCACAUCACAGCCAUUUUCAAUCAAAGCAGGAAAGGAAACUGGGCCAAGCUGCAUGUCAAUCCUGUAUCGUGGUUGAAUGUGAAUAUGGCCGAUCACUUCGGUGAUCCCAGAUGCGAAUACGACACCUUCAAGAACUGGAUAGGCAGGACCCCAGCAUUUAAUAGGAGUUCAAAUACCUGGUACGGCUUGUUCUACACGAUAGAUAGGGAGUGGGAUUCAAAGGCACCUCCCCAGACAUACGGGCGUCACGCAUGGAUCGCAGCGGUUAGACCUGUCAACCCCCACUUAUCGCCCAACGCUUAUAGUCGAAUGGAGUUGUUCGUCUGGGAUAUACAUGCUCGCGAUAGAGAAAAAAAUACUGGAUCUCUCCUUCUGGACAUGCAACGAAAACUAAUAGAUAUUGUCAAGCAAGAAUUGCCGCUAAAAGAUAGUCGAUUCUAUCUCGAGAAGGUUCACGUGAGCAGCAACACGUACCUCGAAUUCAAGCCGUCAGACAACAUUCUGGAUGUGACUUACCGAAGGCUUCAAGAGGUGAUGAACGAUGGUAAAACCUGGAUGCCUCCCUUCGAUAAUCUUCUCCGUGAUAGGGAUUGGAUAUCGCUUACGGAAUCCGAAUGGAGUAUGGGCGCGACUAUGAGAUUUUCAGACUAUCAACUAUCAGCGCAACAACACGAGCCACCCCCGAGACAUCAUAGCGACGAAGGCAAAAUGCAGAGGUUAGUCUGGCACGCGCCACGCGCCAAGGUUAAGGUGGAAAAGACCAAAUGUAGAAACCAUCUAUAUGAAUGUGCCAUGGAAUCUCGAAAGCAAAACGGUUCAUACCAGACGAUGGGGUACCAGUAUAAGUCAACUCUGGACUGGUAUUACGAUAUGAAGUGCGAACGCCGCGACGCAAAUCACGUUGAUGUGGACAGCGCCGAAAAGAUUCUAGCUAAGCUACUUCAGAAGAAAUAG